CAAAAGUGAAGCUCUUGAACAGCCAGCAAUCCCAGAAGUCACGGGGGCACCUUUAUCCUAUCAGUCCUUCUCCCAUUUCCUCCUUCUUCAAUCCCCCGAAGACCUUGAUCCUUGAAGGCGCAAAGUCCACAUCUGCUAGCCGCCGCGCGCAGGAUAUCCUGCAUCCCAUCCAAGAACCAUGGCCGUCGUAAUAGAAGACAAAUCGACAUCAUCACCGCUGUCCUUCCUGACGGAUAAUGUCAUCUCGGCAGCCAUCACAGAUACAUACGCGAGCCUGCAGGAACGGAGGAAACUGUUAGGUCUGGAGAACCCUGGCACGGUUGACAACAUCGCGCGAGAGGUCCAGAAAGAUGUCCUCCUAACCAAUUUCAUGUUCUCUGGCCUGCGAUGUGACCUGCAGAAAAUCUUCAGUGUGAAUCCGCUGUUCCGACUACAACAUGGCUUUGCAAUGGGCUCACAAGCUCUCCCGCCGUGGCAGUUGAUGGCCUUGUAUGGCAAUUCAAGUGUUUUCAUGCAAGCUGCCUACUCGAGCGACAAGUCAUUGACGGCAUGGGGCAACCUAAGAUGGACUCCAAGGUUCGUUACAAAGACUCAAACCUCGAUCGACCCUCGUCAAGCUCAGACCAUGGUGCAAUUUGACAACGAAUAUACUGGCGAGGAUUUCUCGGCCUCGGUCAAGGCUAUCAGCCCCUCGAUGCUCGAAGGCGGUCUCACUGGUAUCGUCAUUGGAAGCUACCUGCAGUCCCUGACACCACGUCUCGCGUUAGGUUUGGAAGGUGUAUGGCAGCGAGCUGCGCUGAACUCAAAACCCGAGACAGCCGUGUCCUACUGCGCAAGAUACAAGGGAACAGAUUGGAUUGCUAGUGCACAAUACCUGGCUCAAGGAUCAUUGGGGGCAUCAUACUGGCGACGACUGACGGAAAAGGUCGAGGCUGGUGUUGACUGUCAAUUGCAGUUUGCUCCAGGGCUUGGUGGUGCUGGCAUGUUCGGAGGUAUUCGACGCGAAGGAACAACCACAGUUGGCGUCAAAUACAGCUUCACAACCUCGGUCUAUCGCGCACAGGUCGAUAGUGCCGGCAAGUUUGGUGUGGUUCUGGAAAAGCGGGUUGCACCCCCAGUUACUCUGACAUUCGCUGCUGAAAUCGAUCAGUGGAAGAAUACCCACAAACUCGGUCUCGCGGUGUCUCUCGAGGGCGCACCAGAAGAAUUACAAGAGAUUGCCGAAAGAUCGGAGAAUGCCAAUGUUUUGCCUCCGCCCAUCUAGACUGUGAGCACCAAGUCUGGAUCCGGGCUCUCUUCCUCUCAGGGCCAACCAUGGAUUCCGCCAUGUGGCAGAAAGUUUCACACCCGACAUUAUUCGACAUUGUUUUAUCACUCUUCACUCCUGAGCAGGCCCUGACAAGACGUCACUCUCCCGUACAGAGUACUUGCAUCUUGUUCCUUGAUGAGCGGAAAGGAGAUUCUUUGCAGGCGUUCUGACGUUGUUGUGACGUUGGCAUCACCUUGAGGAGAGAAAAGUAGGGAUGAUCUGUGCUGGCAUUGUUUUGACCAGCAUCACUUCUGUACAUGGGAUGGAUCACGAAAACCCCUGAUGGCGCGCUUCGAACAGCAGCGCUGAUGGAUGAAGCAGAGAUUCUAACAUAUUGCAUAAUAGAAGGCUUGUAACAACAACAUGGUGGUUUUCUUUCCCUGAA
Exophiala xenobiotica is the source of this 1694-nucleotide messenger RNA. RefSeq lists its product as uncharacterized. Gene Ontology annotation, biological process: protein import into mitochondrial matrix. The coding region runs from base 179 to 1264 and encodes 361 amino acids. Gene Ontology annotation, molecular function: transmembrane protein transporter activity. The record is from RefSeq and is a predicted model, not a curated record. Lineage: Eukaryota; Fungi; Ascomycota; Eurotiomycetes; Chaetothyriales; Herpotrichiellaceae. Gene Ontology annotation, cellular component: mitochondrial outer membrane; mitochondrial outer membrane translocase complex. The transcript is spliced from 3 exons.